UUCUAUGCGAUCGCUCGUCGGGAAUAGUGGCGUCAUCGGAAUCGAAUUCUGCAUCGCGUCGUAUCAAAACAAUGCCACAGACAGUGAAAGUGGAAACGCAAAACGGCAAAAGUGCCAAAAAUGGCGCAGAAGCUAGCAAAACGAAUGGAACUAAAACGGAACUAGCUGUUCCACACGGCAGGACUCGGCACGUUUCGGGCGGAGUUGAAGAAAUUCUCGAUCCCUUUUGUGAUCCGAAUAAUCCGCAAUGCAUUUCAUUCCACGAUGUCACAUCGGCCGCCUUCUUAAUAAAGGGUGGCGUGGAGCGUACUCCCUGUCCAAAGUCAAAAUCGUCAGAUUCGUACGGCAUGGAUUUAUAUUUGAAAAAGGACUUUCUUCAAUAUACGGGCAGCUUUAAGGAGCGUGGGGCGAGAUAUGCUCUGCUCAGCUUAUCGGAGGAACAGAAGCGAAAGGGAGUGAUCAGCGCAUCGUUGGGUAAUCAUGCUCUGGCACUGUGUUAUCAUGGCUGGAAGUUGUCCAUUCCUGUCACCGUGGUAAUGCCAAAGGCGGCACCAAUUAUGAAAGUACAAAAGUGCCGCAACUACAAGGCACGUGUAGUGGUCGAAGGGCGGGAUAUGGGGGAGGCCAAGUCGCUGGCCAUGCGUAUGUCCAAGGAGGAGGAGCUGCUAUAUGUGAAUGGCUACGAUCAUCCGCACAUUAUGGCCGGCCAGGGUACCAUUGGCCUGGAAAUUCUUGAGCAGGUGCCAGAGCCGGACGCCGUUGUGGUGCCAGUGGGCGGUGGUGGACUUAUUGCAGGCAUUGCUACAGCUGUCAAGGCACUCUCGCCCAACACAAAAAUAAUUGGUGUGGAAUCCGAGAAGUGCGCCAGUUUUACAAAUGCUAUGCAGAAUAAUGGGCCCAUAAGUACAUCGAUCAAAAACACGUUGGCUGAUGGCCUCGCUGUGCCCAAGGUGGGUGUUAAUGCUUAUGCCACAGCCCUGCCACUAAUUGAUCGUAUGGUGGUGGUCAAGGAGGAGUGGAUAGCGGUGGCCAUCCUACGUCUGGUAGAGGAAGAGAAGUGUGUGGUUGAAGGUGCCGGAGGCGCUGGCCUGGCUGCAAUUUUAUCUGGCCAUUUGGACGACCUAAAGGGCAAGAAAGUUGUUGUGCUGCUCUGCGGUGGUAAUAUUGAUACAACAGUCUUUGGUCGUUGUCUGGAACGUGGAUUGGCCGCCGAGGGUCGUUUAGUCAAGUUUAAUGUGGAGGUCAGCGAUCGUCCGGGUGGCAUUAAUGAUCUGUGUGCCCUGCUUGUCCGCGUGGGUGUCUCUAUCAAGGACAUUAUGCAUGAGCGUGCCUGGCUACGCGAUAUCUAUACGGUGGAGGUGAAGGUUAUUUGCGAGACCGUGGAUUGGACCCAUAGUCUGGAGUUGAAGAACGAGCUAAAGAAAUUUUAUUCGAAAGUGCAGUUCUGCGAUGUUCCAAUGGCACUUAAUGAAAGUUCGGAGAGAUAAAUGAUACACUCUAUGCGUAGUAUCUUUUAAUUAUUUUCAUUUUUAUUGUUGCACAAAUUUUGCAAAGCGUUGCAAGAAUUUGAGCUUUAACUUAGAGCUUGAAUGUAUGUAAAUAGAAUUGUAAACGUAGUAUAAAUGUAAAUAGCAUAAAAUAAAUAUACAAUUCAAAUAUAAAGUCAAACCAGCAUCCAGCUAACGCUUAACGCACAGCAUGAGGCAUGACUGAAUAUUUUACAUAUGUUUAAAGUUAAAUACAAACAACUAAAAAUUAUAUAUAUAUGUAUAUAAAUUCAAGACCUUAACGCUAAGAGUUCAUCAAGCA
Drosophila grimshawi is the source of this 1809-nucleotide messenger RNA. Its product is annotated as L-threonine ammonia-lyase. Gene Ontology annotation, molecular function: threonine deaminase activity; L-serine ammonia-lyase activity. The transcript is spliced from 5 exons. Lineage: Eukaryota; Metazoa; Arthropoda; Insecta; Diptera; Drosophilidae. The record is from RefSeq and is a predicted model, not a curated record. Gene Ontology annotation, biological process: L-serine catabolic process; L-threonine catabolic process. The coding region runs from base 72 to 1487 and encodes 471 amino acids.